This is a messenger RNA of Carassius gibelio (silver crucian carp), 1446 nucleotides long. Its product is annotated as serine/threonine-protein kinase pim-2. The coding region runs from base 135 to 1295 and encodes 386 amino acids. Lineage: Eukaryota; Metazoa; Chordata; Actinopteri; Cypriniformes; Cyprinidae. Gene Ontology annotation, molecular function: protein serine/threonine kinase activity; ATP binding. Gene Ontology annotation, biological process: negative regulation of apoptotic process; regulation of mitotic cell cycle; protein autophosphorylation. Gene Ontology annotation, cellular component: cytoplasm. The record is from RefSeq and is a predicted model, not a curated record. The transcript is spliced from 8 exons.
UCUUGCGCCUUUGUUACGUCACAAUUCUAUUUAGAACGUGUUGACUAUUUAAAGGCGUGAAAAUCGCUUAUUUUGUAGAUUGAAGUUUAGGAGUAGGACUAUCCCAUUAUUAUCGAGUCUCAAACGCUUUUAUAAUGGGAAAUUCAAGUUUACGACCACAAACAGCGAUUGAUAAGGAGUCUGGGCACGAGCCCUGUGUGUUACUCAAAUACACCUCCAACACGGCGGAGAACCAUCAGACUCAUCCGCACGAUGAGGUUCCUGUUGGGGCUUCUGCCGCUGAGAUUGAUGUAGGGAGAGAGGCGAAAAAGAGGAAGAAGAGUUUCUGGAAGUGGCCCGCUCUCCGCUUGUUUCGCCGAGGAAAUGCAAAAUACGACCUGGCCCAGGCUGAGAAGAACUACCGGGAACCGGGAUCAUGUGGGAGAUUUACCGAUGCUUCCGAAGUCUGGCCUGCUGCUGAGGAACAGCUGGAGCAGGAUGUGCUGGAUCCGGGUGACAUUCGUAGGCGUUAUAAAAUCGGUGAGAAGCUGGGUCAAGGACGAUUUGGCUUUGUGUGCCAGGGGAGUCGCUGCAAGGAUGGACUUGAGGUGGCUGUGAAGUUUUCAGUGAAGGGACCGAAUAUGCCAUAUAUCAGAGUGCCUGGUCAUCCUGAAAGCCUCCCGAUGGAAAUUGGCCUGAUGCUCAUGGCCAAUACUGGCCCCAACGUUCCUCAAGUCAUUAAACUGCUGGACUGGCAGGACGACACAGACCAUUACAUCAUGGUCAUGGAGCGGCCUUCACCUUGCAUGGACCUGUCUAGCUUCAUCAAGCUCCACGGAGGAAGCCUCGAUGAAGCAAUGGCACGACAAGUCAUGCAACAGGUGAUUGAUGCUGCUAUCGUUUGCAGCAAGCGCGGUGUCUUCCAUCGGGACAUCAAACUGGAGAACCUGCUGCUGAACCGGGACACCAUGGAAGUUAAAUUGAUUGAUUUCAAGUGUGCUGCGCUUAUGAAGAAAUUUGCCUACGAAUUAUUUUGUGGCACAAGAGCAUACUGUCCACCAGAGGUCAAUGUGAAGGGCAGGUACCAUGCAAAACCGAUGACGGUGUGGUCAUUGGGGGUCCUACUGUUUAAAAUGGUGGGCGGAUAUUAUCCCACAGACCUCGACCUGCACUUGAUCAGUGAGAAAAACUGGACCAGACCUGAGCUGUCAAGAGAAUGCUGCCAGAUGAUUUGCGCUUGUCUGGAGCCUGAGCCACAGCAGAGACUCAAUCUGGAGAAGAUGCGUCUCCAUGACUGGUUUAAGGUCCUGGAGUAAGACCACAAGAACAUCAGAAGACAACUCCUGUCACAACCUUAUUGACAAUUUUACAACAAAUCAUUAUUUUUAUAUGUGCACAAUAAGAAAACCUAUAAGAUAUUAUAUUCAAUAAGAAAAAAAAAAUCUAUAAAAAAUUAAGACUAUUGUA